Paramisgurnus dabryanus is the source of this 3057-nucleotide messenger RNA. Its product is annotated as alpha-N-acetylgalactosaminide alpha-2,6-sialyltransferase 1-like. Gene Ontology annotation, biological process: oligosaccharide biosynthetic process. Lineage: Eukaryota; Metazoa; Chordata; Actinopteri; Cypriniformes; Cobitidae. Gene Ontology annotation, molecular function: alpha-N-acetylgalactosaminide alpha-2,6-sialyltransferase activity. The record is from RefSeq and is a predicted model, not a curated record.
UUUCUCAGUUUUUCUCAAGGUUUGAAAGACCUGGUUAGGGCAGAAUUUCUCUGGAGAGAAAUUCACGAGCAUAUAGAUGAUCGUGCAACAAAUAAUAAAACCAUCAUCACUUCUGCGCUAAAUUUUUCUUCUCUUGAAGAUACAAUUGAGCCUAAAAAACAGUCUGUUGAGCAUGAAGACAACAUAACGCCUAUUCCAAUUCUUUAUAAGAAGAAUUUUACAAAAUUACCUGUGUGGGAUUUUGAAGAUGUUUAUUUGCAAGACCAUGAUGCAAGGAAAACAAUCUGUUCAGACUCAAAGUCAAUUCACAACACCAAGGAUCCCAAUUUCAAGAAAGGGUUUCUUCCCAACAUUCAACUUUGGCUGUACAGAGGUCAACUCAACAUAACAGAAUGGAAUAGAUUAGCACACUUCAACAAUCCAUUCGGCUUUAUGGAGUACAAAUACGAUGAGAUAAAACCAGCAGUAAAUUUGAUACCAAAGCCCAAAUUAAAAUUACUGCCUGUGCCUGAGAGUGCGAAGGAUGGUUGUAUCCGCUGUGCUGUUGUGGGAUCGAGUGGCAUUCUCAACAACUCAAAGUUGGGCAAAGAGAUCGACUCUCAUGAUUAUGUGUUUCGGGUUAAUGGGGCACUUACCCAUGGUUAUGAGGAAGAUGUUGGAAAUAAAACAUCUGUCUAUGUGCACACAGCUUUUUCCUUACAUUCCAGCUUAAAUGCGUUCAAAAAGACUGGCUUUCAGAGAAUUUUACAAAAUGAGAACACCAAGUAUGUUAUGAUACCCGAAGGCCUGAGGGACUUCCAGUGGCUCCAAGGUCUACUACAGGGAAAAGAGGCUACAGGGCACUAUAAGGGUGUCAGGCCACUGGAUUACUUCAAUGGAACUUUUAAUGAGAGCAGAUUCUAUGUUCUUCACCCUGAUUUUCUUCGAUAUGUUCGCUACAGAUUUAUGUUAUCAGAGCAAACCCAUACCAAGCACUGGGCAAUAUACAGACCAACCAAUGGAGCAUUUGCUUUGUUCUUGGCUCUGCACACAUGUGAUAUUGUAGAUGUUUAUGGAUACAUUACAGAAGACCACCAAAAAUACUCCAACUAUUACUACGAAAAGUUAAAGUCUCGUGUAAUUUUCUAUAUUAAUCAUGAUUAUCCACUGGAGAUCAAGACCUGGAAGAAUCUGCAUGACUCUGGAAUUAUUCAACUCUACCAAGGAAAGGGAGACUUGAACAAUACAAAGACAUAGGGUUAUCUCUGACAUCGACUGACAUUUUUGGGGAUUCUUGACACUGUAGCCAUGCCCCUGAAAGCUGUGUUACUAAUGAGUGCAAAAACUGUGCACUAAAAACAAAUCCGUACAAAACUAAAACAAAAGGAAAAAUCUGUGAUGGGUAUGGUAUCUGUUGUGUUUUAAAUGAUCUUUUCGGUGAUGUUUAUUUAUACUAUAUAAACAGGUUGAAUUUGUUGGUGAAGAAUGUGUUAAAUCAUAAAACAAUUUCAAGUUUAUUUUUAACUUCAUUAGACUUUAAAGCUGUGGUUAUCCACCCCUUGAAGCUGAGGAUCCCUAAACUCAACUUUGAUGAAAGGUAAGAUCUGGCUACCGAAAAGUUGAAAGAAAAAGCCCAGACUGUACUUCCAACUUGAGGCAUUUAAUUUAAGCUAAUUGUAUUCGAAAUACAUGCACAGCCUAAAAUAUGCCGGGUUAUUUUCAUGGGUCAUGGGUAUAGGAGCAAAAAGGAGCAAAAGUUGCUACAUUUGCCAUUAACAUUUAUACAUUAGAUUUACAUAUUUGUGAUUAAAUGAUGUUUUAUUAACAAAGUUCGGGAGGAGCACGUUCAAAUAAUCAACAUAAUUACCUUGUAACUAUGACCAGCUGUCGACAAUCAGCAAUCAGGUCUUCACCUGAUCGGCAUCAACAGAAACCUAUAUAGACUGAAAAUCAACUCACCCUCAUUCCUUGAUAGUUUCAGCAUCCCUCCACCUCCCCUUCUCCGCACGAUUUGCCUAGUCACCUUACUAACCAGAACAGGGGGGAUUAUUCUGGGUUCGGGCCUAAGGCCGAGCCCGGAACCCUCUCCCCGCCAGGAGGCGCUCCGGGCUCAGGCCAUUAACGAGCUCGGAGCCCUCUCCUCGGACAGCACGCCAAAUACGCAUGUUAAUAACCCUGUUCAGAAUUAUUUGUAAGUGUGAACUCGUGAAAGCGCAAAUAAGAGAUAAAGAUAAACAUUUUUGAAUCACUUUCUUAUGAAGUCAUUCACACCUUGAUGAUGACCAAAAUGCUGGGUUAUUUUCAGCCCACCAAGUUUUUGUUUUACAGUAACUUAACAAAUGAAGUAACUUCAACUUGUUUUUAAGUUAUGAUCAGCUGUACACUGUAAAUUAUCCAACUUCAAAAUGUUCUUACAACAAAGAUAAUAAAAUAACUUGAACAAAGAUUUUUUUGUUAAGGGAGGUCAAGUUAUUAUUUUGUGCAUACUGAAUAAAAUAAGCCUUAUCAUACUGCUAACAAAUAUUAUUUUGUUGACUGGACUUUUAUUUAAGUGUUUGUCCAGAGCGAUUGCCAAACUGAGUAAUCUUAACAAAUUAUUACAAAAAAUUAACAAUGGUCUAAAGGUUCCCAGCAUUCAUUGCGGCAUAUUCACUUCUGUGGUCAAUAUUUAUUUUAAAAGAUUACUGUUUUAGUGUCUGCUGGCUUUAUUUAGGCUGUUAUAAUGUCAUAUAUGUUGUAUUUAGAGUUCUUUUUUUAACAAAUUAUGUUUUUGCAUCAUUACCAUGAUUGAGACUUGUGUUAGUAGAUGGUUGAUUGAGAUUGUGUUGUUCCUAGUUAAAAUGCUUUCAAAGCAUUUAAGCAGUUAUUUGUGUAAAUAUAAUAAAGUUAAAAAGAAAACUAAAAUUGAAAUACACACUUAAUCUUCUUGACUGGACUCAAGUCACUAGUUGAGUAAGCGCAAAAAUGUGUUUGUUGCUUAAAAAUUUUAUGUUGGUUCAACUUUUUGGUUCUAAUUGAAAGGCAUGUGACAUUACUCAGUAAAUUGAGUCUGAACUAAGUGGCCCAAAAGUUGAGUUA